Cicer arietinum (chickpea) is the source of this 2659-nucleotide messenger RNA. Its product is annotated as nudix hydrolase 3. Lineage: Eukaryota; Viridiplantae; Streptophyta; Magnoliopsida; Fabales; Fabaceae. The record is from RefSeq and is a predicted model, not a curated record. Gene Ontology annotation, cellular component: cytoplasm. Gene Ontology annotation, molecular function: dipeptidyl-peptidase activity.
AUAUACGAGAGGAAGUUGGCUGAAGAUCACACUGGAAACGCAAUGGCCGAAGAAUCCCGCAUCCAACACUCACACUCGCAUCAGAACCAACUAGAAGAAGAGCGCCUCGACGUUCUCACCAAAACCGGUAACAAAACGGGCAUUUCCAAACCCAGAGGUGAAGUUCAUCGAGAUGGCGAUUACCAUCGUGCCGUUCACGUUUGGAUUUUCGCAGAGAGUACACAGCAGUUACUCCUUCAACGCCGUGCUACUUGCAAAGAUUCUUGGCCUGAUCUUUGGGACAUUUCUAGCGCCGGUCACAUCUCCGCUGGUGAUUCUUCUCUUGUCACUGCCAGGAGGGAGCUCGAAGAAGAGUUAGGUGUAACCCUUCCCAAGGAUGCAUUCGAAUUGAUAUUUGUUUUCCUACAAGAGUGUGUCACAAAUGAUGGAAAGUUCAUCAAUAACGAAUAUAAUGAUGUGUAUCUGGUAACGACUAUAGAUCCAAUACCUCUGGAAGCUUUUACACUUCAGGAAACAGAAGUUUCUGAUACUAAAUAUAUCGCUUAUGACGAGUAUAAAAGGUCGCUGGCCAAAGAAGAUUCAGACUAUGUCCCUUACGAUGUUCAUGGACAAUAUGGUCAACUAUUUGAUAUUAUUGAGAAGAGGUACAAAGAGAAUACUGUAGCACGCAGUUUGACUCUACAAAAGCAACUAAGUCGCUAUGCUCCAGUUUCUCUCAAUGUAGAGUUGACAGGGCUUACGGAUUCAGACAAAGAGGCUCUUGUAUUUAUUGUCAAGGCUGCAGCUGUUAUGGAUGAAAUUUUUUACCUGCAGUCAUGGUACAGUAAUCCGGCUCUCAGAGAUUGGUUAAAGGAGCAUGCUGAUACUUCAGAGUUAAAUAAGUUGAAAUGGUCCUAUUAUCAGAUAAACAAGAGCCCAUGGUCUAGCCUUGACGAAGACGAUGCAUUUUUGACAACUGCGGAUUCGGCAAUAAGGAUGCUCUCUAAAGCAACUAGGACAAUUAGAGAGUGGAAGGGUCUGGAAUACAGAGCAGCAUUUCCCAUGCUGAAACCUGCCGGUGCUAAUUUCUAUCCCCCUGACAUGGACAAAAUGGAGUUCAAUAUAUGGAAUGACAGUCUAGGAAAGGAUCAACAGAAAGAGGCAACAAGCUUUUUCACUGUUAUUAAAAGGCACAGUGAAUCUAUUUUAGAUUCUGGUCUGUCCAAUGACAAAGUAGGUUCUUCUGGGGACCUGUAUAUAGUUCCUUAUUCUGAAGAGUACAAGUCUCUUCUAGCCAAAGCUGCUGAUUUAUUGCAUAAAGCUGGGGACAUUAGCAACUCAACAAGUUUGAAGAGGCUGCUGCAUAGCAAGGCUGAUGCUUUUCUUUCAAAUGAUUAUUAUGACUCUGACAUAGCCUGGAUGGAAUUGGACUCUAAGUUGGAUGUCACAAUUGGGCCAUAUGAAACUUAUGAGGAUAAACUUUUUGGAUAUAAGGCUACCUUUGAAGCAUAUAUUGGAAUCAAGGACGAUGAAGCAACAGCUCAAUUGAAACUUUUUGGUGAUAAUCUGCAGCUUCUGGAGCAAAAUCUCCCAAUGGACAAUGCAUACAAAUCAAAAUAUGUGAAUGCCGCACCUAUUCGUGUUAUCCGACUUCUAUAUAAUGCAGGGGAUGUUAAGGGACCGCAAACUCUUGCUUUCAAUCUACCAAAUGAUGAGCGUAUUGUAAAUGACAGAGGAACAUCAAUGGUCAUGCUUAAGAAUGUUUCAGAGGCUAAGUUCAAUCAUAUUCUUCUCCCUAUAGCCGGUGCCUGUGUUGCAAAAGAACAACAAGAACUUGUAGAUUUUGAAUCUUUUUUUACUCAUACGAUUUGCCAUGAAUGCUGCCAUGGAAUUGGACCUCAUACUAUAACACUUCCAAAUGGUCAAAAGUCGACCGUUAGACUGGAAUUACAAGAAUUUCACUCAGCUCUGGAAGAAGCAAAAGCUGAUAUAGUUGGCCUCUGGGCAUUGAGGUUCUUAAUCUCUCAGGACAUUCUUUCCGAAAGUUUAUUGAAGUCCAUGUAUGUUUCUUUUCUUGCUGGAUGCUUCCGCUCAGUACGUUUUGGGUUAGAAGAAGCUCAUGGAAAAGGACAAGCAUUGCAGUUCAACUGGUUAUACGAGAAAGGAGCCUUUGUCUUGCAUUCUGAAGAUACAUUUUCUGUUGAUUUUUCCAAAAUUGAAGGUGCAGUUGAAGGCCUGAGCAGAGAGAUACUCACCAUACAAGCCCAAGGUGAUAAAGAGGCUGCUGGCUUGCUUCUUCAGAAAUACGGUGUGAUGACAGAACCAUUGAAAGUUGCUCUGCAAAAGUUGGAGAAUAUUCAGGUACCUGUUGAUGUGGCUCCUACCUUCCCCAUUGCCGACAAAAUAUUGCAAUGAUAGCAACAUAACCUAGGUGCAAAAUGUUCCAUGCUUGCAACAUCUGUGUCUACCUUGAAGAACUUAAUUAAUCGAUGUCUUUUUGUGCUAGUUGUUACUAGUAAAAAAUGGAAUAUUUGUUUCUCCAUGCUGUUUCUGUUCUCCUUUAAUUGAUUCCGAAUGAAAACAGUCUAUAUAUUGGAGAAUAGUUUGUUACAAUGUCUAUAUAUUUUUCUCAAUUGGCAAAGGUCGAGUUUAAUCAAUACAAAAUUACAAAUUACAAACA